AUGUUCCUUACGGUCAAGCUGCUCUUGGGUCGAAGAUGCAGCCUAAAGGUAUCUGGAAAAGAAAGCGUGGCCACACUGAAGAAGCUGGUUUCUCAGCACCUGCAGGUGCCAGAGGAGCAGCAGCAUCUGCUGUUCCGAGGCCAGCUCCUGGCUGAUGACAAAAACCUCUCCGAUUACAGCAUUGGGCCCAACGCCUCCAUCAAUGUCAUCAUGCGGCCUCGAGAGGAGGCAGCGCUGGACAACACCCAUGAAACCCAGCCCCUGUGGCUCCAGCUGGGCCAGGUCCUGGGCAAACAUUUUGGACCCAAGGACGCCAAGGCAGUGCUGGGGUUGUUGAGGCAGGAGCACGAGGAGCGCCUGCAGGGGCUGAGCCUGGAGGCCCUGGAGCAGCUGGUGAGCCAGCUCCUGCCACAGCAGCCGCUAGAAGAGCUGGCAGAGGAAAAGGAAGGCCCUGCUGUUGCCUUAGAGCUCCAGAAAAAUGAUGAAGGAAGAGGAGGAGGAGAAGGGGAAGAAGAGAAGGAGGAGGCUGAUUAG
Molecule: messenger RNA, 534 nt
Organism: Acomys russatus (golden spiny mouse)
Lineage: Eukaryota; Metazoa; Chordata; Mammalia; Rodentia; Muridae
Gene: Ubl4b
Product: ubiquitin like 4B
Exons: 1
Coding region: 1-534 (177 amino acids)
Molecular function (GO): protein binding
Source: RefSeq, a predicted model, not a curated record